CCAUAGUCAUGGUGUCGUAGAUAGGGGAAGAAGCGACAAUGGCGGCCAAAUCUUUGCCCUUUCGCGUCUGGGCGGCGGACGUCUCAGAAUACGGUGCAGUCUCUGUGAAAGAUGUCGUUGAGGAGCUUCUCCCAGAAAACGAAUGGCAAAUGGUGCUACGAUUUGUUCGGCCCAUCGAUCAGAUUCGCGCCCUGGCAGGAAAGCUUCUAACCAGGCUGGUACUUUCAAAAGAGCAUGGCUGCCAAUGGGACGACGUUCGCAUAGCGACGACACCCGAACGCCGGCCUUUUCUUGCACACCCGUCGCCCAACUUCGACUUUAAUCUAACCCAUGACGGCGACUGGGUCGCCAUUGCCUUCACGCCUGCCACAGCUGCGCCCUUUCCAUCUUCGGGCCAGAACACACAACUGGGGAUUGAUGUCAUGGAAAUUGCAUUACCGCAUUAUGAGUCCUCCGUUCUGGACUUUGUCAAGACAAUGGAGAUGACCAUGACGAACGCCGAGACAAGCUGGGUCCGUAAUGUUGCGCUAUCGGAAUCCUCUCCAUCAGACACCGACCGUGAACGGCUGCGGCGCCUCUUUGCCCUCUGGACGCACAAGGAAGCUUACACAAAAGCCUUAGGCCUUGGCAUGGGUUUCGACUUUCGCAAUGUCGAGCUCCGUUUCUGGGAUGUUGACCGCAACCUUCUCCACGUCAAUGGGCAGCUGAAGGACGAUGCGUAUUCAUUCAUGUCACUAGACCUGCCAUGCGGCGGCCGCCAUAAUCUGGGUGAGAAUACGAGCGGGCCCUUGAAGGGAGCAGGGACCGGUCAGGGCUCUCAGCUCGUCGUUGCAUAUCCGACGGCUCAGCAGCGGCCUGUGCCUAUGACGUACAAAGAGGCAAAAGAAAGCAGCCUUCUUCACAUCUGGAAUAUGCACGACCUCGUCGAAGCUUCGAAACAUGCAAAAAAUCGAUAGCAU
Messenger RNA from Acaromyces ingoldii, 959 nucleotides. Its product is annotated as 4'-phosphopantetheinyl transferase. The coding region runs from base 39 to 956 and encodes 305 amino acids. The transcript has 2 exons. The record is from RefSeq and is a predicted model, not a curated record. Gene Ontology annotation, molecular function: magnesium ion binding; holo-[acyl-carrier-protein] synthase activity. Gene Ontology annotation, cellular component: cytosol. Lineage: Eukaryota; Fungi; Basidiomycota; Exobasidiomycetes; Exobasidiales; Cryptobasidiaceae.